Rotaria sp. Silwood1 is the source of this 903-nucleotide messenger RNA. The record is from the annotation of a GenBank genome assembly. NCBI's taxonomy places the organism in Eukaryota, Metazoa, Rotifera, Eurotatoria, Philodinida, Philodinidae.
AUGGGUGGAUCUGGGUCACGUCGUAAAUCGCCUCCAACUCCCUUUCCACCACAGGGACAACCAUAUGGUCCAUCACCGUAUUCGUCUCCACCUUAUCCUGGUAUGGGAAACCCUCAAUCUCUUAAUCAAAAGCAGCAACAACAACUUCAAGCAGCUUAUCAAACAAUCCGAAAUCUUCAAGGUGGAAUGCCGCCAAUGCAGCAAGGUGCUGGACCUCCCAUAAUGAACCUGUCAAAUGCAAGUCCUACUCUUCAACGUGCAUUUCAACAAUCUCUAUCUCCAAAUCCAUCACCAUUUAGUUCUGGAAAUUAUCGAGAUACGGAUUAUGCAUCUCUUGCUAAUAUAGCUGGAUUGAGUCCAGUAGACAUAGCAAUACUACAUAAAGAAUAUAUGAAUUUAACACGUCUUGGUAGAAAUAAACUUGAUCGUGUUGUUUUUCGUCAAUUGCUACGUGAUAUCCUUAUUGAUGCAAAUAAUGAAAAUAUUGAUCGAGCUAUUGAAAAUAUAUUUCUGUGUAUCGAUCGAAAUCGGGAUGGUUUCAUUGACUUCUCAGAAUUUGUCGGUGCUUUUCGAGAUAUAUUAAGAACAGAUUCAAAUGAUCCACAAGGUCAUUCAUCACCAUGUUCUCUUCCUGAUAUGAUAAAUGAACAACUACGAGCAUGUGCUUAUAAUUCUCCUCUUUUUUGUCAACCAGCAACUGUUUGUCAACAAGUACAAUCACCAACAGCACAAGUCAUUCCAAUAUCAUCUGCUAGUGUUCAACAACCAAUGGUUUGUAGUAGUUCUGCUGCUCCAUUAGUAUAUUCAUUUGAUUCAAAUCAAUCACCAUGUUUUGCUACUGCGCAAGGUCCAUCAAUCAUAGGGCAACCAACAACUUUACAAUGUUUACCUUUGCCUAUGUAA